AUGCUGAAAUUUUGGUGGUGGCAAUACCACAAAUGCCAGGUACCAAUAUUUAUAAUUUAUAAAUUUUAAGAAAUUACCAUUUUUUUUCAUAAAUCAGAAUCAAACAUAAUUUUAUUCUGUUCAUUUUUAUCAAGUGAAGAAUACGAUCGUUGCUUUGUGUGUCUGAGUGGAAGGAACGAAAACAUUGGAUCUGUCAACAUUCUUUUGCCAUGUGGCCAUGGAUGGUGUUGUGAUAAUUGUGGUCAACAACAAACUAUUUGUGGAAUUUGCAAGACACCAGUAGACGACACCUUUAGUAUACAAAUAAUGUUAGGAAAUGGUCAAUGGAUGGAUAAUUUGAAUAGUUUAUUGGACCCUACAGGCAGCAACUGUCUUUGUUGUAUGAGGGCCUUUAGGGAUGUAGUCAAUGGAAUUCGGUAUGUGUAUCAAAAUUGUGGCCAUGGUUGGAGAUGCGAAGAUUGUGCUGUCCCACAUCCAAACAACUGUGAGGUGUGUAAUGACACUGUUGAUGAUGUCAUUCAAAUAUUUAUAUGUUAA
Molecule: messenger RNA, 537 nt
Organism: Rhopalosiphum padi (bird cherry-oat aphid)
Lineage: Eukaryota; Metazoa; Arthropoda; Insecta; Hemiptera; Aphididae
Product: E3 ubiquitin-protein ligase mind-bomb-like
Source: RefSeq, a predicted model, not a curated record